Messenger RNA from Paramecium sonneborni, 387 nucleotides. Lineage: Eukaryota; Ciliophora; Oligohymenophorea; Peniculida; Parameciidae. The record is from the annotation of a GenBank genome assembly.
AUGCCAAACAAUCUUAGAUAUCAGAUUACUUCAAUCAAAUUGGAUUCAGGUACAACAAUGUUAAGUGCAGCUAAAUGUCCUAUUCUUGUGAUUUUCUUAUGUAGAAAAUAAGAAGGACCUAAUAAAUAUAUUGAAAUUAAAAUAAAAAAGAUAGUUUUGGGAAAGCUUUAGAAUUUGAAUUAACUAAAUAAUUAAAAAAAAAGAUAUUUAAAAAAGUUUCUCAUUUUUGAAUAAGAUCUUUUACUAGUUAAUGAAGAUAAAGGAUAACUCUUUAUUAAUGAAUUAGUAAAACCACUAAAAAGUAAUGGAUAGAAUUAAAUAAUGAGUUAAAAGUAUGCAAUCCAAUUAUAAGGAUUCUCUUAUUUAGAAAUAAUAACUUUUCUUUGA